AUGCGUGUCCCAGCUCCUCUUUCACUUGUAGCUCUCGGCCUGGUCGGUUCGACUGUCGCGCACCCCUUGGUCGACCAUGAAGAAGUCCUGGGUCGCAAAUCUGACUCCCAGAAGAAAGCUGAGGCCGUCAAGGAGGCUUUCCAGCAUGCUUGGGAUGGAUAUAUGAAAUAUGCAUAUCCUCAUGAUGAACUUCACCCCGUAAGCAAUGGCUAUGGGGAUUCGAGAAACGGGUGGGGUGCUUCGGCGGUGGAUGCAUUGUCCACUGCCAUCAUCAUGGGCAAAACCGAUGUAGUCAACACAAUCCUGGACCACGUUUCAAAGAUUGAUUACAGUCAGACCGACUCAGAGGUCAGUCUGUUUGAGACCACCAUUCGCUACCUCGGAGGCAUGCUCUCAGGAUACGACUUGCUCAAGGGCCCCGCUGCACGCAUGGCUCACAAUCCAGACCUUGUGGACACUCUCCUGGUCCAGGCCAAAAAUCUGGGAGACGUUCUCAAAUUUGCAUUCAAUACGGGAUCAGGAGUUCCCUACAACAACAUCAACAUCACUUCCAAGGGCAAUGAUGGCUCAACCGCCAAUGGACUAGCGGUCACGGGAACAUUAGUCCUGGAAUGGACCCGUCUCUCUGAUUUGACCGGAGAUGACGAGUAUGCUUCUCUGAGCCAAAAGGCCGAGUCUUACCUACUAAACCCCAAGCCAUCAAGCGCGGAGCCGUUCCCGGGUCUCGUGGGGAGCAAUAUCGAUAUUGCCACCGGUAAAUUUACCGAUGGUUAUGUCUCCUGGGAUGGCGGUGAUGACUCAUUCUACGAGUACCUUAUCAAGAUGUUUGUCUAUGACCCGACACGAUUUGCCUUGUACAAAGAUCGCUGGGUCUUGGCCGCUGAAUCAACAAUUGAGCAUUUACAGGCCCACCCAGAGCCUCGCCCGGAUUUGACUUGGCUGGCGUCAUAUGACAGUGGACGUUAUUCAUUGAACUCGCAGCACUUGACUUGCUUCGAUGGUGGAAGCUUUUUGCUGGGGGGCACUGUCUUGAACCGCCAAGAUUUUAUCGACUUCGGUUUGGAGCUUGUGCACGGAUGUGAAGCCACCUAUAACUCAACUCUGACCAAAAUUGGGCCCGAUUCUUGGGGCUGGGACCCCAAGCAGGUUCCCAAUGAUCAGAAAGAAUUUUAUGAAAAGGCUGGCUUCUAUAUCACUAGUGGUGCCUAUAUUCUGCGUCCAGAAGUGAUUGAAAGCUUCUACUACGCAUACCGCGUCACCGGCAAGGAAAUUUACCGCGACUGGGCAUGGAACGCUUUCGUUGCCAUCAAUGCCACUGCCCGUACAGAUUCCGGCUUCGCCGCCUUGUCCGAUGUGAAUGCUCCCAAUGGUGGCUCCAAGUACGACAACCAGGAGAGCUUCCUCUUUGCCGAGGUCAUGAAGUAUUCAUACAUCAUUCAUGCUGAAGACGCCGAGUGGCAGGUUCAGACUGGAGGCAAGAACAGUUUCGUUUUCAACACCGAGGCACAUCCCGUGCGUGUGCAGCACACCUAG
Molecule: messenger RNA, 1533 nt
Organism: Penicillium diatomitis
Lineage: Eukaryota; Fungi; Ascomycota; Eurotiomycetes; Eurotiales; Aspergillaceae
Product: glycoside hydrolase family 47 protein
Exons: 4
Coding region: 1-1533 (510 amino acids)
Biological process (GO): carbohydrate metabolic process; N-glycan processing
Cellular component (GO): Golgi membrane; endoplasmic reticulum
Molecular function (GO): mannosyl-oligosaccharide 1,2-alpha-mannosidase activity; calcium ion binding
Source: RefSeq, a predicted model, not a curated record